GAGGAGAGAGAAAAUACAAAAAAAAUUCAAAAAAAAAAAAAAACCAACCCAGAGAUUCUUGGUUUCUAGAUCAGUUUUAGAUCUAAAACGCUCCUACCCAUUUCUCAAGUUUCGAUUUUUCGUAGCUCCUCUUUGUUCGUUUGUUAAUUCGUCCCUUCCUUCUCUUUUUUUCUGUCCCUCACUUAUAAUGGGUACGGAGGUUUUGCGGCCACAGGACUGCCUCAUCCAAAGGAUCCGAGGUCCGCCGUCGCCUGCGGUGUUUUCACGGCGGAGGAACUUCAAUUAUUAUAAUUAUUAUCCUAAUAACAACACCACCAACAAUAGUAGCUAUAACAAUAAUUUUCAGGCUAUUAGCACAGGCAGAUCUACCAGGAAACCGGUGAUCCGACCCGAGAGAUCUGAACAGAAGAAACGGGUCGAGAGAAGGCCACCUAGCUCCGAUGAUUCCAGGGUGCCGCCGGCGAGGGGAAACGGUACUGUUAAGAUCCUCCGUCGCGGCGAGUCGCUCGAUUCGAAUAUUCGGAGCGAGGCGCUUAGGAAGGAAGGUGGAGAUUUGGUCGUCGUUGGGACCCAGAGGCUUGGACCCGACCCGAACAUGGUUCCGAGGCGGAUCCGGAUCGCCGAUCUGGCUGCCGAUGUUUACGCCGGAUCGGCGUUCUCCGUGUCACCGUCUCCGAGCGCACUUCCUUUGCCAUCGUUCGGGAAGAAGCAGCUGCAGCGGCCGUCGCCGGCGGUUGCGGUGGCCGUCGAUGACUCCGCCACGAGGGAUCUGAGGCGCCUUCUCCGGCUCGAAUGAGCUGGAAUCGGGUCGGUUUCCGGGUUUCGGAUCCGAUGACUAUUCACCUUCUCUCUCUUCUCUUCUCUCUCUAUCUCUCUCGGUCUCUUCAGAAACCCUUCUAGAAUCUUCUUAUUAAAUAUUUCUCCUUUUUAGUGUUUUUACGCCUCGCUCCCUGUUUCUAGUAUUUGCCCGCACCGUGAUUUUUUUAAACGGAAGGGUAGAUCUGAAAUAUGGGGUUUGAUUAAAUAACUGGAAAAGUUUAGGGGCGAAAUGGUAAAAAAGAGAAGUUUGUGGGUAGUUUAUGAAUUUAAGACACUACGAGAUUUGUUUGUGGGUUGGGUUCCUUGUUGUUAAGAAGGGCGAAUUUGUUUUUAACUUUUUAGAUUAUAAUCUAUCUAUCUUUCAGGUUAGUGUGGGAAAAUAAUUAAAUAAAUUUGGAUAUAUUUGAGGGAGGAAAAAGAAAAAAAAAAGAAAAAGAGAUGUAGAAGAUAGAGUGGGAGGGGAUGUGGGAGGGGUUGAUUUGUAAAACCUGGAAAUUGUAUGGGAUGUAAGUAUAACUACUAAAGUGUAUGUGAAUUUGAUGAGCUGCUCUGUGUAACCUUUUGUACUGUAAAGUAAGAAAAAUGAUUAAAUAGGAAAAAUUCAAAUUCAAAGGUUUGGUAAUA
Arachis ipaensis is the source of this 1443-nucleotide messenger RNA. RefSeq lists its product as uncharacterized. The record is from RefSeq and is a predicted model, not a curated record. NCBI's taxonomy places the organism in Eukaryota, Viridiplantae, Streptophyta, Magnoliopsida, Fabales, Fabaceae.